Penaeus monodon (black tiger shrimp) is the source of this 652-nucleotide messenger RNA. RefSeq lists its product as uncharacterized. The transcript is spliced from 5 exons. Bases 11 to 652 code for a protein of 213 amino acids. Lineage: Eukaryota; Metazoa; Arthropoda; Malacostraca; Decapoda; Penaeidae. The record is from RefSeq and is a predicted model, not a curated record.
GCCCGCCGUCAUGAAGAUCAUACUUGUAGUUCUGUUGGCUGUCGCAGUGGCAGCAGAGCAGAAGAGGGAAGCUGAGCCCCACUAUGGCUACGCUGGAUACUACGGCUUCCCCUACUACUCAUACGGCUACAACUAUGGAGUCCCUGCUCAUGCACAUGUAGGCAAACGUGAAGCCGAACCGCAUUACGGACACUAUGCAGGCUACGGUUAUAGGCGUGGACACCUGUAUGCCCCUCACGCCCACUCCUACGUCUACACCCACGGCAUCGGCAAGAGGGAGGCUGAGGCUGAUCCUGACCCUCAUUAUAGAGGCUACGGAUACCCUUACAGAUACCUCUAUGUCCCACAUGCCCACUCAUACGUCUACACCCACGGCAUCAGCAAGAGGGAGGCUGAGGCCGAUCCUGAGCCUCAUAUGGAGUUUAUGGUCAUGGCCUUUAUCGCCCUUAUAGCUUUGGCUUCUAUGGACCUUAUCGUUACGGAUACUAGGGCAAGGGACUUCAGAAGCCAGAACGAAAAGGUUCCUACCAAAUCUACAUUAAAUAAAUUCAUCCACCGAGAGAUUUCUGGAUCCCCCAUUAGCAAUACAAUAGCAUUAAAAAUUAUGAUUACAUGUAUUUUUGAAUAUGCAUCUGUUAGAUAUGAAGAUUAA